Messenger RNA from Aspergillus alliaceus, 1389 nucleotides. Its product is annotated as putative MFS transporter Seo1. The transcript is spliced from 5 exons. The record is from RefSeq and is a predicted model, not a curated record. Gene Ontology annotation, biological process: transmembrane transport. The coding region runs from base 1 to 1389 and encodes 462 amino acids. Gene Ontology annotation, molecular function: transmembrane transporter activity. Gene Ontology annotation, cellular component: membrane. NCBI's taxonomy places the organism in Eukaryota, Fungi, Ascomycota, Eurotiomycetes, Eurotiales, Aspergillaceae.
AUGACGGCCUCCCAGCCCCGCAAAAAAUGGUACCAAAUUCAAUGGUUCGCCGAUCAAGAUACCAAAGAGGAGCGACGACUCAUCUUUAAAUUAGAUCUCCUUAUCGUUCCUUAUGCAUUUCUAGCUUAUUGGACUAAGUACAUCGAUCAAUCCAAUAUUAACAAUGCCUACGUUUCCGGACUCAAAGAGGACCUCAACCUCCAUGGAAAUGAGCUCGUCCACCUACAGACAAUGUACACAGUUGGCGCAGUUGUUGGUCAGAUCCCAUUCGCCUAUCUCUUCACUAGGUUUCCCAUGUCAUGGUUGAUUCCGUUCAUGGAUAUCAUGUGGGGUAUCUUCACUCUGCUCCAGUAUCGAGUGAACUCGUACUCAGAAUUAAUGGCUUAUCGGUUCCUGGUCGGUUGGUUCGAGGCUGCCUUCUUCCCCGGCAUGCAUUACAUCUUCGGAGCAUGGUACAGAGGUGAUGAGAUUUCCCGCCGAGGCGGCAUCUUUUACGUCGGCCUCACCCUCGGCACACUAACAUCCAGCCUAAUCCAAGCCGGCACGUCUGCCCGCCUAGACGGUGUCCACGGCCUCGCCGGCUGGCGCUGGAUGUACAUAAUCUGUGCGAUAAUCACCAUCCCAAUCGGCAUCCUAGGCUACUUCGUGCUCCCAGGCACGCCAGAAAGGCCUAACAAGAUCGUCCUCUCAACCAAAGACAUCACCCUCAGCAAAGCGCGCCUCCAACGCUCCGGCCACGCCACCUCCAACGACCCCUUCACCCUCUCCACCCUUCACUCCCUGCUCAAGAACAAAAUCGUCUGGGCCCUCCUCCUCCUCGACAUCUUCUUCUGGAACUCCAGCAUCAACACCUCCUCCGGCGGCUACCUCCUUUGGCUCAAAAGCCUGAACCGCUUCUCAACCAGUCGCGUCAACGAGCUGGGCUCUAUAUCCCCCGCCCUCGGCAUCUUCUACACCCUCUUCGUCUGCUUCGCGUCCGAUCUCCUCCUCGGCCCGGCGUGGGCCAUUACCGUCGCCCAUGUGUGGAAUAUCAUUGGACUGGUCAUUCUCGUGGUGUGGGAUGUCAAGGAGAGCGCCCUCUGGUUUGCGUUCAUUACGACCUACUCCGCGGUAGCCAUGUCCAGUGUCUUGUAUGGCUGGGUGAAUACCUUGCUCCGGUAUUCGCCUGUGCAGCGCGCUGUCACGCUCGUUGUGCUUAAUACUGUUGCUCAGUCUACGACGGCGUGGACGCCGUUGCUUGUUUUUAAGACGGUUGAGGGGCCCCGUUUUACGAAGGGGUAUUCGUUUGUGCUUGCUAAUGCGAUUUGUUUGAUUGGGCUAGCGCAUGGCAUUGGAUAUGCGGGGUCGAGCACUGUCCGUAAACCUCAGCAGACAAAUAAAUACAGAUGA